GAGAGUCGACGAGACUGCCGAGAGAGAGAGAGAGAGAGGCGACGGGAAAAUGUCGGGCGGUCAGCUGAUUAGCAGUACACGGUACAGUCAAUCGCGGAAUUAACAGUAUAUAUAACAACGAAAAUGUUCAGAUAAGCGCAUAACACGAGAGAUAUGGGUUGAUUGUGAAAUAUUCGAUUAGAAGGAUUUAGCAGAGGUUAUGCUUGACGUUUUCGAGCGAGCUUAUUAUGGUUCGCAAGUGUGCCACGUGUGAAUUUGGACAAUUAGAAAAAAAUAAACAAUAUUUUCGAUUAUGAGAAAAAUGUGUGCCGCUGCUUCAAUUCUAAGUUGAUUUUUUGCCAAUUUUCCGAGGACUUUUCAAGACGCCCAUCUUUUUAAAAUAAAAUGCUAAAAUCAAUUACUUAAGUUUUCACUGAAAUCCUAGCGAUGCUUGAGUGUUGUUAUGCCUUAUAUGAGCUCAAGAUAAUUGUAGACUCUUAGUAUGAUGAUUGAUUAGUGACAUUUUAAGACAUUUUAAGAUGAAUUGGAAGAAAUACGAAGAAACCUUCUUAUGUACCACAGUUGAUGCAGCUACAGAAGCUGGCAAAAAUUUUGACACAAUGAAUCAUCAAAGUGUUAAUGUAUCAACUUUAUUAAAACUAAAUACAAACGAUGCUCGAGAAUUUCUUUGUGGCUGGGGAGCUGCUGUGAUCAAUGUUACUGUUACUUAUCCUGUAAAUAAAGUUAUUUUCCGACAGAUUUUGGAGGGAGUACCUGCUACAACUGCAGUUCAGCAGUUAUCACAAGAGGGAGUUAAACUACUAUAUCGAGGAAUUUUACCUCCUUUGUGUCAAAAAACUGUGUCUUUAAGUUUAAUGUUUAGCUUAUAUGAAGGCUGCAGACAGAGGCUAUACGUAUUGACUGAUCACAAAACGUUUGCAAAAGUUUUUGCAGCUAAUUUCGCAGGCACGUGUGAAGCAAUUUUGAUGCCUUUAGAGAGAGUUCAAACUUUGUUGCAAGACUGGAGAUAUCACGAACGUUUCAAGAACACACCCCACGCGUUUAGUAUCCUCUUGCGAGAGUAUGGAAUUUCAGAAUGUUACAGAGGUUUGGUGCCAAUUAUUUACAGAAAUGGCUUAUCAAAUCUCAUGUUUUUUACUUUAAGAGAUAAGUCUAAAGAUAUACUCGGAAAUGAUACUUCUCUAUUAGCAAAUUUUAUUAGUGGUGCAUUGAUCGGUGGUUUUACAAGUACAUUUUUUUAUCCAGUGAAUGUUAUAAAGGUUCACAUGCAAUCAAAAAUCGGCGGUGACUUUGAGAAGUUCACAAAAUGUGUUCGAGAUGUAUACAUCUCUAGAGAUAGAAGUUUAAAAAGUUUUUAUAAAGGUGUGCAUUUGAACUUUAUGCGAUCAUUUAUUAGCUGGGGUGUCAUCAAUGCUUCCUAUGAUACUCUGAAAGGUCUAUUAUUUUAACGAAAAGAGCUGCUAGGAAUCAAAUUGUAACUAAAAUAAAUCAUUUAUUGAAAUUGUUAUGAAAUCACGAUAACUCGAUUAUUUCUAAUGUAUGUACAUAAACUUGGUCUUGGAAACAGUCUUACUUCUGGAUCGAGUACAGGGAUAAAUAAAUAGAUGUAGUUAUACGAUUAAAUUUCUAUGUAUGUAUGUAUACGAAAUAAAAUAACGACGUUUUAAUUUCUUAAUCUUCUCGUUUUGUAAAUACGAUUAGCUAAUCUGCGAAUUGGCUCUGAAUGUUAUGCGUUAGAGUGAGUGAAUUCUCGGAACAACUGCAAAAGUUGAAUCAUUGCCAUAAUUGCAAAGCAAAGCUCACACUGUCAAAUCGCUGUUGUAAUAAAGUGAAUCCAUCAAAAAGCAUGAAA
Molecule: messenger RNA, 1852 nt
Organism: Nasonia vitripennis (jewel wasp)
Lineage: Eukaryota; Metazoa; Arthropoda; Insecta; Hymenoptera; Pteromalidae
Product: solute carrier family 25 member 51
Exons: 4
Coding region: 519-1448 (309 amino acids)
Source: RefSeq, a predicted model, not a curated record